AUGAACUGCCUGUGCUUGCUUUGCUUCGUCUGCUGUUCGAUGGCAGCAGCGGCCGAGUCACCCCGAAUUGUGGGCGGGCAGGAGGUAACUAUUGAGCUAGUGCCCUAUUUGGUAAAUUUGCGGCAUCGUGAUGUGUUUAUCUGCGGCGGUUCUUUGAUCACGUCCAGUUGUGUGCUUAGUGCUGCCCACUGCGUCCAUGGAGCGCAGGCUCAGGACUUUAGUGUGCAUGCCGGUGCGAGUCGACUGAACGAAAAUGCGCCCAUUGUGCGUGAUGUGAACACUUUUUAUGUAGCUCCCAACUAUAAUCCGACCAAUUUUGAUAUGGAUGUGGCCAUCCUGCGGCUAUCCACUCCUGCAACUCGCCUGCCAGGCCAAGUGACCAGCAUUGUGCCCUGCAGUCUGCCACCACCUAGUAAUGCCUAUGUCCGUAUAAGCGGCUGGGGUGUUACCAGUGAGGAAAAUCGACUGCCUCCGUCCCAAGUACGUACGGCCAAUGUGCGUGUGCUGCCAACCAGGGAGUGCCAACUGGCCUAUGCCGGACUAGCGAAAAUAAGCGACUCCAUGUUUUGUGCAGCCAUACGAGGUGUUAAAGACUCCUGCUCCGGCGACUCGGGCGGACCGGUCGUAUAUCGCGGCCAGGUAUGCGGCAUUGUCUCUUGGGGCUUCGGCUGUGCGCGUGCCGCCUUUCCGGGUGUUUACACCAGUGUGGCAAGUCCACGAGUACAACACUUUAUACAGCAAACGAUGCAGGACUAUUGUUGA
This is a messenger RNA of Scaptodrosophila lebanonensis, 762 nucleotides long. RefSeq names its product seminase. Gene Ontology annotation, molecular function: serine-type endopeptidase activity. Bases 1 to 762 code for a protein of 253 amino acids. The record is from RefSeq and is a predicted model, not a curated record. The transcript has a single exon. Lineage: Eukaryota; Metazoa; Arthropoda; Insecta; Diptera; Drosophilidae. Gene Ontology annotation, biological process: proteolysis.